UUCACCUUCACCUUCCCUUCUCGAUCGAUCUCAUGUUUAAAAAUUUUCCAGUAUACGUACCACUCGCUCGUAUAUUUUCAUACGCAAGCUAUAGCUUUCAUUCACUAUCUUAAUUAACUUCAACUGCCUCCAAUCCCCAUAACUUUCAGACAGUACUCGUUUUCUAAUUAUGACCUCCUUAUAGCUCCCUCUUUAAUUGGAAGUGAUGAGAAAUCUCAUAUGUCCUGGAAUGAGCUGCUACCCCCCAUAGCUGCUGCAACCUCCUUUGAACAAUAAGGGUCGUCAUCACAAAUUUCCAACUACUUAUAUUGGUGGAGUUUAUUACCAUGCAAACUCCAACAGAGAAAAAACCAGGCGUCUACACUUACGUGGGUCAAUGGCCAAUCUAUUCCUUGGCCUGGUCAGUUCGCAAUGACAAGCCUUCACGCCUCGCCAUUGGAAGCUUCAUCGAAGACUACAGCAACAAAGUCGAACUCGUCCAGUUCAACUCUUCCACCUCCGACUUCGCCACCGAUAACCGCCUCAUGUUCGACCACCCUUUUGCCCCAACGAACCUCAUGUUCUUCCCUUCUGAGGCGGCCACCAAUCCCGACCUCAUAGCGACCUCCGGUGACUACUUACGCAUUUGGGAGAUCCAUGACGACCGAAUCGAGCUCAAGUCGCUACUGAAUAGCAACAUGAGCAGCGAGUUCAACUCAGCCAUAACAUCAUUUGAUUGGGCAGAGUUUGACACUCGACGAGUGGCAACAUCGAGUGUUGACACAACGUGUACGAUUUGGGACAUUGAGACGGAGGCUGUGGACACCCAACUGGUGGCUCAUGACAAAGAAGUUUAUGACAUUUCUUGGGGUGGAUUCAAUGUGUUUGCUUCCGCUUCUGGGGAUGGCACUGUUAGGGUGUUUGACUUAAGAAACAAAGAGAGGUCGACAAUAGUAUAUGAAAACCCUGCCCAAGAGUCAUUGUUGAGGCUAGAAUGGAACAAACAUGACCCAACGUUCAUAGCCACGGUUGAAGUGGACAGCAGCAAGGUGGUGAUAUUGGAUAUUAGAUUUCCCACAGCACCAAUAAUGGAGCUAAACAAGCAUGGAGCCAGUGUGAAUGCCAUAUCAUGGUCGCCAGGCAUGGGGCACCAGCUAUGUUCGGCGAGUGAUGAUUCAAGGGCUAUGAUAUGGGAGGUGGUGCGAACCAGGUUUGGAUCCGAUGGGGCAGACGUCGAGCCGGAGGUGUGGUACGAAGCGACGGCUCAGAUUAAUCAAGUGCGGUGGUCACCGCUCGAGUUGGAUUGGAUUGCCAUUGCUUUCAUGAACAAGUUGCAGAUAUUGAAGGUUUAGAAUAAGUAACGUUGUAUGGUAAAGGUUUGACUAGCCUUUUCAAUUAAUUAAGUUACAUGGUAGCGCGGCAGCUAGAGUUUUGGAGUUAAGAAUUGAAAUGGAAUGGUGAUUUUUUUUUUCUGGAGGAAAUGAUAUUUCG
Argentina anserina (silverweed cinquefoil) is the source of this 1470-nucleotide messenger RNA. RefSeq names its product WD repeat-containing protein LWD1-like. The transcript is spliced from 3 exons. Bases 327 to 1331 code for a protein of 334 amino acids. Gene Ontology annotation, molecular function: protein binding. Gene Ontology annotation, cellular component: nucleus. NCBI's taxonomy places the organism in Eukaryota, Viridiplantae, Streptophyta, Magnoliopsida, Rosales, Rosaceae. The record is from RefSeq and is a predicted model, not a curated record.